UGAUAAAUAAUGACACAGGGGAGCUUCUGUGUGUGUCAAACGCUGUUCUCACAAGAAGCGUCUCUCUACAUUGUGCACUUUGGAGCACACUUCUCUUCUCACAUCCAGUCUGUGAAUACAGAAACGCAUAGGGCCACUUUUCGUAUCUCGGGGGCGUCAGCUGGGCCUGUGUUUCAAGAGCUCUGCUUACAGUCACGGUGUCUGCCUGCCGUGCUGUGAAAGUCACCGAGUGCCCCCUUUCUGCAGCCUAGCUACGUGUGCUUUACCAAGGCAAACUCACUCUUGUUGCCACAUUCCCUUUGUGGCGGUCACUCUACGCAGGUCUGAAAUUUAAGGUCGGAAUACUAGUCCUCCCACGGACCCCGGCUACAGCUUGAAUUUCCCUGGGUAGCCAUGAACCGUUCCAGGGCUUGGCAGCGUUUAUGCAAUCAGGACAAAUCUUCAGCCUCUAACUGGUCUGCCGCCAUGCCCGAGCAGCGACACGCGGGCAGGGUACAGCUGCGCAUGCAUGUCUGUCUUUUCUGCCUCUUACAGCAUGGCGUCGAGGACACGGCAGCAGAAUGCGAAAGGCUGGGAGCCACUGUUCAAGCCUUCGUGGUGGACUGCAGCAAAAGGGAGGAAAUCUACAGCGCUGCAGAGAAGGUGAAAAAGGACAUUGGGGAUGUCUCCAUCCUGGUGAAUAACGCUGGCGUGAUUACAGCUGCCGACCUGCUCUCGACUCAGGACCACCAGAUUGAAAGAAUGUUUGAAGUCAACAUUCUUGCUCACAUCUGGACCACAAGAGCUUUUCUACCAACCAUGAUGAACAACAACCACGGUCACGUUGUCACGGUGGCUUCGGCAGCAGGUCAUUUUGUGACUUCUUUCAUGGUGGCUUACUGUUCAAGCAAGUUUGCUGCAGUUGGAUUUCACAAAGCUCUGACAGAGGAGCUGUCUACCCUGGGAAAGGACGGAAUAAAAACUACGUGUCUUUGUCCGGUUUUUAUAAACACUGGAUUUGUCAAAAACCCCAGUACGAGGCUUGGAAAGAUUUUGGAGAUUGAAGAAGUUGUAGAGGCCCUGAUGGAAGGAAUACUGACCAACCAGAAAAUGAUUUUUGUUCCAUCAAAUCAACGUGUUGCUUUACUUCUUGAAAGGUUGUUUCCAGAACGUGCCGUGGCUGUUCUGAAAAAGCUGACCAAUGCCAAGUUUGAUGCAGUCGUUGGGCAGAGAAGCACCCAGUGAAAAGCAAAAAUUGAUUCUCAUUUCCCAGUGGCACGAGUGAAAACAGAACAUGUGUGAGCAUAGUUCAGCUGGUUCAAUUCAGAGCAGAACUAAGACAGAUGCUUCCAGGCCACCAUUUCCAAGCACACCUAAGGGCUUAUCCCACACCUGCAGCAGGGACUUACCCACAUAACAUGGAAUGUUAACAAGCAGAGAUGCAGCUCUAGAAGUCUAAAGGGCUGCUUUGGCUGUAUGUCACAUCGUCUCCAUCUCCUAGUGCUGAGGCAGACAGGAAUUCCCACAAAGCCCAUCUUUGGGACAGCACAGCUGCGUACUUGAGUGCAAAGGGAUUGCCUGAGAAUAUGUUAAUCUGGACUCAUCCCUGAGCAAAGGUAUCUUGCAAGAAGCAAUUUAUAGAGGAGGUGGAUGGCCUGUUUCACCUCAAUUUUUCUCUUUAAAUUUAAAAAACGCUCUAAUGCACACUGAAUUUCAUGUGCUUUUGUAGCAACUACCUGUAAUAAUACAGGCUUAUAUGUAAUGUAAUACCUAAUUACAUCGAUUAUCAAUUAUGCAUUAGCACCAUGAACAUGCCUUAUUCCAAAUAAAUACAUUUCUUUAAC
This is a messenger RNA of Aptenodytes forsteri (emperor penguin), 1823 nucleotides long. RefSeq names its product estradiol 17-beta-dehydrogenase 11. Gene Ontology annotation, cellular component: lipid droplet. The record is from RefSeq and is a predicted model, not a curated record. The coding region runs from base 394 to 1224 and encodes 276 amino acids. The transcript is spliced from 6 exons. Gene Ontology annotation, molecular function: oxidoreductase activity, acting on the CH-OH group of donors, NAD or NADP as acceptor. Lineage: Eukaryota; Metazoa; Chordata; Aves; Sphenisciformes; Spheniscidae.